CUCCCGGAGUGUGUGUGCUGUCUGUCUGUGUCCUGAUUCUGUCUGUCACACUGUCACGACCAUUGCAGUAGUGAACGAUACAGAGUAGUCAUCACUUUACACGCGGUACAUGUAUUCAUCAGCCAUUCCGUCCAUCAGAAAAGCCUGUAAGCACCAGUUACGCCACACAUCACCAGACACUGUCAUGGAUGGCAGGCAGUCGGGAGCGGCACACAUCGCAAUGACACUACGCCAGCAGACGGGGGGCGAGGAAAAACCCAUUUGGCUGUCUGUGUGUCUGUCUGUCUGUCUCACCCUUCUGUCUGCUUGACAGUUGAGGACACCCUUCAUCGAUCUCUCUGUCCGCAAUGGUGACCUACACUCUCUGGAUAGCAUCGAUCUCAUGGGAUGGAAGAGCCACUCAGUCAAAAAGCUGUCUCUCUCCCUCCCCCAGUCCGCUACACACUCUCCUGUCCUCUCCCGCCCUCUCCCACAUCGAUGUCUGUUGGCAGGCUGGUAGGGACGUCAUGUGAUGGGCUGAUCGGCCCACUGCCGCACACGGUGCACAAACGAAUCUCACGUCAAUCGUGACUUAUAUGAACAUGUAAUGGAAUGCAGUGUAAUGCGAAGCUCCUCCCGCUGGCUGGCCAUAUAUAGUGAGUCGGCACGUCAACAGCUGGGCUGGCUGGCAUCGUCCACCACCUGUACAACAAACACAGCCCGCCAUUCCCCUCUGCCUGUCUGUCUGACCUACUCAAUUGUCCGUCUGCACAUGCGCUGUGAUGGUCUUCUCGGCGACACUGCGGCACGCAGGGCAUUGCAGCACAGAGUGGCACUUGACGUCAUCGGGCACCGGCUUGCCCGCCCCCUCCGGCCGCGCCUUCUCUGCCUUGGCACUCUCGUGUCUGCCCUUCCACUGCUGCCAGCAUUCGGCACACAGGCACAGGUGGCGACACGGAUCAAACAGCACUGUGGGCGAGUUGUGGUUGCAGAUGACGCAGAUGGGACGAGGCGGGAGAGGCGGUGCUGCAGCAGCCGAUGCGGCCGCCGCUUCCCUGUCCUCCAGCCGACCCUCCAUCUUGUUGGCCUCCUUGCCGAGUGCCCGCAGUGCCACCUUGGCCUUCGCGAUGUCGCGCUUGAAGGCCUCCACAUCUUCAGGUGACCGCAGGGAUGACAGCCGGUACUCCGUCAGGCUGCAUACACCCAACAAGACGACGACGGCACCAACAAGGGUGCAUGGGCGCCUGAAAUCGUUUGCGCGUGUGUGUACCAUGUGCGAGCUAUCUGCAGCAGGCGGUCGUGCUCUUGCUGGAGUGUUGGUAUGGUGGUCGCCUCGGCUGCCGCAGUCGCCUCCGUCACUGUCGAGAUGUCCGCCUCCAGCCUGCAGGGCAGCGAAGGGGCAGCAUCCAUCAACAGACUCCAUCACUCGUUUGUACGUGUGUGUGCUUACUGCCGCAGCUUGGCCUUGGUGCUCUCCAGCAUCUCACGAAGCUGCCCUUCCGAUGACAGCGAGUCGAUCUCGUCGGCUAUCUCGUCAGCUAUCUCGUCAACACGCGAAGACCUGAAUAAGUGUCGAUCAAUCGCUUGUGUGGGCAUGCACGUGUGUGUGUGUGUGUGUGUGUUGUCGUUACUCACCUUUGAAUGCGAUCAUCGUUGCAGGCUACAUAAAAUGGCGCAGAUGGGGACGGCAGACGGGCAAACAGGGACCCGCUGCCGUUGCCGGCACGUGUGUGGCUAUCGCUGGUGCGGGAGGUCUCACACGCACUGCUGUAGAGUUGGUCGAGCCGCUCGUCUUCGCGCGUGACCCUCUCGCCGAACUCACACACCUCCGCUGCCGUGGUCAGGGCCAUCAGCGCAUCGCGAGUCAACCUGAAGGACCACAUGAAUCGAUUAACGAAGAUGAUUCAAAGCGAUGCAUUUGUAUGUAUCUUUGUACGUGUCUGUUUGCUCUUGUGUGGCUUCUGUGAGUGCCCCUAUGGCCGCGUUGAGCUCAUUGGUCCGCUCCAUGAUGCUCGAGUGCCGCUCCAGCGCCUCCCCAUAGCGUCGCUCCAUGCUGCAGACAAAUGGAGUGAACGCACACAUGACGCAGCCAACCCUCCGCCCAUCCAUCCAUCCAUCCAUCCCUUGCUGACCUCUGUUGAUCCUGCAUAGCCUUGCACACUGCAUCCCUCAGAGAGCCGAGCGAUGCUGCUGCUGCCGCCGCCGAUGCGCCACUGGCGUAGCCAACAGACCAAAGUGACGAAGAGGGCGGCAUGGGUGGCGGGGGCAUCAUGGUGGCGGUGGUGGCGUCGUGCAGCGAUGCAGCGAUGGCCAUCUGUGUCUGCGCAUCAUGCUCCUCCUCGUCCUCACUGCACACCCAACUAAUGACACUUGUGCCGUGGUGCAGAUGCCUGUCUAGGGCAUGUAACGGACCUGUCGUCUCCAUCUUGGUGUGGUGGAUGGUGCUUGUCGGCUGCCGGUAUGAGAGCCGGCCCAGCUCCGACCGAUGCGGCCACCGCGCUACUGACCGAAGACGAGUGCAACACCGCCCGCACGCCACUGCCGGCCGGCCCAGCCGUGCCGCUGCCGUCGCGCUGCAGAGGCUUGGUGAGAGGCCGGAGAGGCUCAGCACCGGAGGAACGAGAAGAGGGCCGCGUGGUGUCCGCAGACUCGGACAUUGGCCUGUAAAUCAGGAGAGGAUGCCGUCGGUAUAAGUGAGGGUUGACAGCGGGGCGUUAGUGUGAAUGCGUGAGCUUCGCUGUGUUGACCUCUCCUGCUGUGUGUCUGUGUCUUCGCCGUCAGCACCAGUUUCCUCUACGUCGCUACCAGCGUCAUGCUCAACACCCUCCUCAGCCACCGACUCAACACGCCUACAAGAGCCCCCAACGACACGAUAAGAUCCAUGCACCAUGACCCUCCACCGAUGUGUGUGCGUCAGGGGUCCUCAUGUCGGCCUGUCUGUUCCUUUACUUGGGACACCUGACGAGUGGCGGAGGGCCCCGGUGACACGACGGACGAUACCCACUCGACGACGGCGGUAACAGGUCGUCACUGACACAAAAUGAGACAACGAAACACGCCAUUCAUUGUGCCCAUCCAUCUAUCCCCUUCUCUGUGUCUGUCUGCUUACAGCUGCUGUGGCGCAUACGCCAGAGGGGGGAAUGACUCAUCGGCACCGCUCGCCGGUCUGUGUGCAGGUGGCAGGGGCCGAGAGGGUGGGGGCGGGUGAGAGGGACUCGACGACACAAACGGUCGCCGCAUGGCCGACUUGUGCAGCUCCUCAGCUGACGGCAGACGAAGAGGGGAAGGGACCGGCCGAGCCGACAGGGAUGGUGCAGCAGCCGGGAGGCCCAGCCCGCUGUCUCUGCCCAACUUGCUGCCUGCCGAUGGGCCCGGCAGGCGCUCCUCGCGAGGCGUCUGGUCGGCCGUCGACACACCGCUGGGGUGAGAGAGCAGCAGACGAUCAGCCGAGGGCUGCUCAGUCGUCUUGUGCUUGGCUGUCGGGGGCUGGAAGGGCGAGAAGGGGGAACGAGUCGACUCUUUGGGAUGGGCAGCUCUCUGGGUCUUGUUGGUGGCCUUCUUCUGCUUGGCGUUCGUGGCCUGCGCAUGGCUUUCGAUGGCGUGGCUGCCGAAGGCCGACCCCAAAAGUAGGGCGUCGCCGUCCUCAUCUUGAUCAUCGGCUGCCCCACUGGUGUCCGCCUGAUCGUCUUCGUCGCCCGGCGGGCUGCUCGUGGAGGUGGGGGCCGCUGUUGCGGACGCCUGCCUCUUGCCCCCCUUCUUGCCCUUCUUCUUGCCCGCCUUCGCCUUAGCCGCUGCCCUCUCCUUGUUGGCCUCCUCCUCUUUGAUGAGUGCCGCCAUCCUGGCGUCGGCCUCCCUCUGCUGCCGCGCCAACUCGGCCUCUGUUGGGGCCUCCUUGGCCUGUCGUGUGGCCUGCCGCCCCUUGCGCCUGUCGCGGUGCUCCUUCAUCUUCUGCAGCCGCUCCUGCGCUUCGACGGUGGAGGGGCGCGGCUCGCGAAUGGGCAGCUGCUUGGGCAGCGCCAUGAGCUCCGCCAACACCAGCUUGCGGCAAUGGCGGUCCUCCUCUGUGGCAGUGGGCAUGAGGGCGAUAUCAGCACCCGCCUGGAGGAGCACACGGAUGGUGGUCCUGACGUGGGGGAUCCGGAUGGUGAGCCGAUCCUUCGCUGCCUGCCCCGUGUUGUUGUCACGCAGCCGCUGGGUGAACUCAUCGAGCUGUCGGGCAGCGUAGGUGAGGACUGUGUUGGUGGGCUCAUUUGGCUGCCCUCUGUUGAUGUCGGCAGCAGUGAGACGGCGGCAGAAAGACGCGGCGACACGAUGGGAGCCCCAGAAAGCCGCGUGGUGCAGCGGCGUCCGUUCCUCAGAGUCCACGGCCGUGAUGUCGGCCCCGUUGGCCACCAGCAGGUCGAUGUAGUCCUCGAUGAACUGCUGAGACCAGACUGGAGGGCUCGAGGCCGCGUCAUGCAGCAGGUUGCUGCCACUGUCGGCAUCGGUCUCAGUUGCGAGUGUGGGGUCUCGCUGGAUGAGCUGCCGGUAGAAGGACAGCAGGAUGCGCUCGUGAGCCUCAGUCGGCUGGUCCGUCGGCAAUGGGAGCGGCAGCUGCAUCACAAGGAGCCCCGGCAGGUGGAGCCCUGCAAUAGACAGACAGACAGACAGACAGAGAGAGAGAGAGAGAGAAGGCGUCCACCAUGGUGUGUUUCGUGUGUCGUGAGUGCUGUGAAUGGGUGCGCACCUGGCUGGCUCAUCAGGAGGUCGAAGGCGGCCCGGUUACACGAGGCGAUGGCCACCACGAUGGGCCUAUGGUCACCCUCACCCCCAUUGAUGUCGGCGCCUCCCUGGAUCAGGCUUCGCAUGACGGCGAGCUGGAGUCCGGGUGUCUGCCACAUCGGCAUGGCGACGGGACAGUCGCCCUCGCCGCCGGCUGCCCAGAUGGACGGCACGCUGUUGUGAGUGAGGUUGUUGAUGCACAGCGCCAGCAGCGGAUAGGCCAGGUAGUCAUCCGUAGUGCCUUCCACCCGCAGCUGUGGCUCCACAUUGGGGUCGGCCCCCUGCUGGUGGAUCAGGUCCGGCACAUGCUCUUCGUCAGUGACGGUGCGGCGGAGGAUGUGCCGACACAGCCGAAUGCUGGCGUCGGCGGUGUCAAUAGGGAAGGCGAGGUCGAUGCCGUUCUCCAAGCUCUUCCAGCCAAGUCGUAACGGCGGACCUGCGGCUGGCACAGACAAUCCGGCAAAAGACACACAUACAAGAUUAUUCACGAUGAGCUCUGGAAAGGCGAUUCUGCUUUGUGUAGCGGUGUCCCUGUGUCGAUCGGCGGUUUCAUCUGUUCGGUCGAGUCCGGCCCUGUCCGCUGCGCUGCUGCCCGCCAGCACCCUCACCGACGUCGACACCGAGACCCCCACCAACACGGCUAACACCUGCACACACACAACGACAGAGCAGUCAUGACCGUGCUGCUUACUAUAUCCCACAGCUCGUCGCUCACCCUCGUCAAUGCCACCAUUGCGAUUGCCUUUGUUCUCUAUCUGCCGGCCACCACCGGUGGUCUCCUCCUCGGCUACAUCGUCUGCAGAGGAACACACACAUCCACACACACGAUGCUGUGAGUGAUGUGCUGCAUCUGUCCGAGCUGAGUGUACCUUCAUCGCCAUCGUCACCGUCGGCCAUACCAGAGGCCAUGUCGGUGUCGGGACGACCAGACGACAUCGCUCUCACUUACACAGACAGACCAACAGCUGCACCAUAGACCACACAGACGGCUAAGGGCCUGCAGGCAUCUGAUGCAUUUGUUGUGUGCAUCAAUCAGUGCUUGCCUAUCACAAGUAGGAGUCGACAGCCAGCCGCACACACACUCAAUCAACCACUCCGCCCGUCGACAAGGCAGACCUGAAGACCGCCAACACACACAGACACACAGACAGCAAACAGAUCAUCGGUGUGCUUAUGAGUGAUCCAAUGGCCGCAUCGUCACUUACCGUUGGGCGAGAAGCCGCUACAGCUACGUUGCUGGAUAAUCCAUCGGGCCACGAAUCGUGUCGGUUCUCGCCUCUCUUAGGCUCGCACCGAUCGGCUCGGAGGUCGUGGGCGAAGGAGCCAUUCUGUGGGCUCACGAGCCUCGUAACGUGCCAAUCAUUCGGCCGCAGUGAGCCCCGCUUGCUUUGGAUGAAUC
Messenger RNA from Vitrella brassicaformis, 6139 nucleotides. The record is from the annotation of a GenBank genome assembly. NCBI's taxonomy places the organism in Eukaryota, Vitrellaceae.